UCGCUGUCAUAAAGUAUGUGAUUGUGCGUGGGACGGACGCAGCAAUAAAUUAAACAUUCCGACGUGCCCAACGUUCACAAGACGUAGUUUCCUAGUUCCUAUACGGCUACAAAGUGCGCGAUACGACGUCGCCCUCGUGCAGCAAGAUGGGUCGGUCGCGUUCGCGCAGCAAAACGCCCCGCAAACACCACAAAAGCAAACAUCACAAACGCAGCAAGUCGCGCGAUCGGGAUCGCUCUGAGCGCAGCGCUAGCAAGACGUACAAAAAUGACAAAACCAAGGAGAGGAGCUCCAAGUCUCGAAAAAGAUCACAUUCCGUAUCUUCAUACUCUAGUAGUGACGGUUCGGUGGAUCUAACACGCUCAAAACACAAAAAAUCAUCACGGACCCGCACUAAAAUGGACGAAGUGGAGCGAUUAGCCGAGAUGGAGCGACAAAGGCGGCAGCGCGAAGCUGAACAGCGCCUUGUCGAGGAAGAAACCGCCAAGAGAAUCGAAGAGCUCGUCACCAAACGAGUCGAAGAGGAAUUGGAGAAGCGUAAAGAUGAGAUUGAGCGCGAGGUGGCGAAACGAGUCGAGGAAGCAAAACAGAUAAUGGAGAAGCAAAUGAUGGAGGAGAUGGAGCGCCGCAAAGAACGCCAACUGCAGGAAGAAAAACACAGAGAGGAGGAAGAACGGCGGAAACGCGAGGAGUUGGAACUGAUCAUGGCUGAGAAUAAUAAGAAAAUCGAGGAGGCUCAAAGAAAACUCGCUGAAGAAAGAUUAGCAAUGGUAGAAGAACAAAGGAAGAUGGAGGAGGAGCGACAGCGCAUGCGCAAGGAGCAGGAGAAACGCAUCAAGGAGGAACAGAAAAAGAUCCUCGGCAAGAACAAUUCGCGCCCGAAGCUCUCCUUUUCGCUGAAGCCGGUGCUCUAGUGUUUAGUGCGCGUCGUGCUUGCGCGGACUGAGUUGUUAAGAUGGACACCAUAUGCUUCCGGGCGCCAUUUUGACGAGUGCGCAGAAACUCUAGUUAUUGCAUGCAGUUUUAGUUCACUUAAUCUAAUUACGAAUAACGCUCAGGUGUACAUAAUCCCCCCUUUUACGCCCCUGCCCCCCAAAUAAUUAAGUAAUGCGCCUAAUCGGUCGAUGUGUACAAAAUGUUAUCGAUCAUGUUUAAACAAUUGCACUCAUAGUUUUUAAACACGUAUCUUUUCUUAAGUAGUGUAUUUAUCGAGUCAACAUUUUCAAUAAAAUUCAUUUUAUAGGGA
Messenger RNA from Dalotia coriaria, 1246 nucleotides. It is a transcript of the gene Arglu1, whose product is annotated as Arginine and glutamate rich 1. The coding region runs from base 147 to 914 and encodes 255 amino acids. Gene Ontology annotation, molecular function: cadherin binding. Gene Ontology annotation, cellular component: nucleoplasm; mitochondrion. The record is from RefSeq and is a predicted model, not a curated record. NCBI's taxonomy places the organism in Eukaryota, Metazoa, Arthropoda, Insecta, Coleoptera, Staphylinidae. The transcript has 4 exons.